This is a messenger RNA of Penicillium pulvis, 333 nucleotides long. RefSeq lists its product as uncharacterized. The transcript has a single exon. The coding region runs from base 1 to 333 and encodes 110 amino acids. NCBI's taxonomy places the organism in Eukaryota, Fungi, Ascomycota, Eurotiomycetes, Eurotiales, Aspergillaceae. The record is from RefSeq and is a predicted model, not a curated record.
AUGGGUGGUUGCUUCUCUUCUCCUCGCAUGGGUGGUGACUUCGGCCCAGGACCUCGCCCGCAUGGCGGUCCUGGCUUUGGCGGUGGCAUGGGAAUGGAUAUGGGUGGUGGAUUUGGACAACACCAUCAUCACGGCGGGCCAGGGUUCGGAGGUGGAGGCUUUGGGGGUCCUGGAGGCGGCUUCGGAGGGCCUGGUGGGGGUGGUGGAUUUGGACAUCAUGGAGGUGGCUUCGGAGGUCCUGGUGGUGGCUUUGGAGGCCCCGGCGGUGGUGGUGGUGGUGGCUUUGGUGGUGGUCCUGGUGGUGGACACGGCGGAGGUCCUGGUGGAUGGUAA